AUGCCCAUUAUUUCCGUUGCUGAUUACCAGCUCGCUCAUCAAACCUUUGUAAAACAUGGCGACGACUUUUUUGAUCGCAUUUCAUUUGGAAAGCUUGAUGAUUUGACCCGUGGUGGAGCCUACGGCCUACUAUUUACUGGCGGUGACUUGGCGCGAGAGCAUCGGCGAUUUGGCCUCAGGGUUUUUCGGGAGUUUGGCGUUGGAAAAAGCUUAAUACAGGAGAAAGUAAGAAUGCAUCUGGUCGAAAUUUCUGUUUUCAAGAUACUGGAAGAGACAAGCAUUUUGCUGUCAAAGAUUGACACCAUUUGCGGGAUUCCAAACAUUGAUCUUGUGCCGUUUACGGAUAUUGCAGUCGGGUCCAUCAUAAAUUUGCUUAUGUUUGGUUAUAGAUAUACGGAAGGUGUACGUUGUGCAUAUCGUAACUUAAAAAAGUUUAGGGGCGGGAGGAAGAGUUUUACAAGAUGAAGAAGCAGGCUACCGACCUGGAACGGCAUGCACUUCAUCCAGUCAUUGGCUUAUGGAUUGUUUUUGACUUUAUACACAAGGUCCCAUUCUGUAAACGACCUUGCGAGACGGUAGUAAAAUGCUUCAGAGAAAUGCUCGACGAUAUUCAGACUAAGAUUGAAGAACAUAAGGUUAGGUUACGCAGCGGAUCUUGCACAAAGGCCGCCGAUUACGUUGACGCCUACCUUAUGGAAAGAGAGAAGCGAGAAGCUACCGGAGAGGACACAAGCCUCUACAGCGACUUACAACUGCAGAGCAUUUGCGCCGAUUUCUGGAGCGCUGGUCAGGUCACAACGAGCGCCACAAUUUCUUGGUGCAUUGCUUUUUUGAUCCAUAACCCUAAAGUCCAAGACACGGUCGGUGAAGAACUUUAUCGGGUGAUCGGACGCGACAGAAUGGUUGCAAUGACUGACAAGAACAGUCUUCCCUACACAAAUGCAGUUAUUGCCGUAUGUUGGACAACUUUGGGGAUGAAUAACAAGUCUUGUUCACUUGCAGGAAGUGCAACGCCGGACAAACCUUGUAGCCGAAAAUUUGUUUCGGACUGCCUCGAGAGAUUGUGAAAUUAACGGCUAUCAAAUAAAAAAAGGCCAAGUCGUCUUACCGCAGGUCUCCGUACUUUUAGAAGACCCUGAAGUUUUCCAAAAUCCGAAAGUGUUUCGUCCUGAACGUUUCAUCGAUCAAAAUGGGCAGUAUCUCCGAUCCGAUGCCCUCUUACCUUUCGGCGUUGGCAAACGCUCAUGUCUCGGCGAAGGUUUGGCCAGAACGGAGUUGUUUUUGUUUCUGGCAAAUUUAAUGUAUCGAUAUCGGGUAAACCAUGUUUGUUUAUUUUACCUCGUAAAAAGUCCUGAGGUUACAAAUUCUGUUGCGCUCUUACAAAACAUAUUUGUUGCUGCGAAAACGAUAAUAAUAUAAGGCAAAGACUGAAAAUGCAUUGCGAAAUUUUUUUUGGAUCAAAAUGCAUUGUGCAAAGCAUUUUUCUGCGGUUUUCACAUUGACGCCUGAGCAAAUUAUCAGGACUUUUUGCAACAAGAAAAUUAUUGUUUUCUCAACAUUAUUUUUAGUUUUUACCGGGUGAUGACCUACCGGUCCUGGAAAAACACGAGAACGGUGGAGCUUUUCCAAUUACUCCGUACAGAUGCAAGGUUAUUCGACGGACUGCUUCGGCCGCCUGA
Molecule: messenger RNA, 1679 nt
Organism: Bursaphelenchus xylophilus (pine wood nematode)
Lineage: Eukaryota; Metazoa; Nematoda; Chromadorea; Rhabditida; Aphelenchoididae
Source: the annotation of a GenBank genome assembly